This is a messenger RNA of Miniopterus natalensis, 946 nucleotides long. Lineage: Eukaryota; Metazoa; Chordata; Mammalia; Chiroptera; Miniopteridae. The record is from RefSeq and is a predicted model, not a curated record.
AUGUAGGAGGUUAUCAUGAGGGGGGAAGGGAAAUCCUCGUUGACGAUUCAGUUUGUUGAAGGCCAAUUUGUUGACUCCUACGACCCAACUAUAGAGAACACUUUCACAAAAUUGAUCACAGUAAAUGGACAAGAAUAUCAUCUUCAACUUGUAGACACAGCUGGACAAGAUGAAUAUUCCAUCUUCCCGCAGACGUACUCCAUAGACAUUAAUGGUUAUAUCCUUGUGUAUUCUGUUACAUCAAUCAAAAGCUUUGAGGUGAUUAAAGUUAUCCACGGCAAGCUGCUGGACAUGGUGGGGAAAGUACAGAUACCCAUUAUGUUGGUCGGAAAUAAGAAGGACCUGCACAUGGAAAGGGUGAUCAGUUACGAAGAAGGGAAGGCGUUGGCCGAAUCUUGGAAUGCAGCGUUUUUGGAAUCUUCUGCUAAAGAGAAUCAAACUGCUGUGGAUGUUUUCAGGAGGAUAAUUUUGGAGGCAGAAAAAAUUGAUGGGGCCUCUUCACAAGGAAAGUCAUCCUGCUCGGUGAUGUGAUUCCCUGCAGGACCCAAGGACACUGGGGCCCGUCUGCCUGAGGACACAGACUACCCGUCACCCUUGAAGAUAAACUGCUUCGUUUCUCUUCUGUUAACCUGAACGAUUUCAUUUGGGUCAGAGCUUUUUCCCGCCCGCACCCUUUCAGAUUAUGUUGAACUCUGACUCUGCCUACCUGAGUUCACUUCCACUUUCAAUUUUAAGCAAUCAUAUUUUCAAUUUAUAUAUUGUAUUUCUUAAUAAUAUUAUGACCAAGAAUUUUAUCGGCAUUAAUUUUUAAGUGUAGUCUGUUGUUUAAAAUAAUGUAAUCAUCAAAAGAUGCAUAUUGUUACACUAUUAACUAGGCUUCCAUAUAUCAGUGUUUAUUUCAUUGUGUUAAAUGUAUACUUGUAAAUAAAAUAGUUGCAAACCUUAA